Messenger RNA from Ooceraea biroi (clonal raider ant), 1910 nucleotides. RefSeq lists its product as uncharacterized. Gene Ontology annotation, molecular function: odorant binding; olfactory receptor activity. Gene Ontology annotation, cellular component: plasma membrane. The record is from RefSeq and is a predicted model, not a curated record. Gene Ontology annotation, biological process: sensory perception of smell; detection of chemical stimulus involved in sensory perception of smell. Lineage: Eukaryota; Metazoa; Arthropoda; Insecta; Hymenoptera; Formicidae.
GAAUUUUCUGAAAGAUUGUUCACGUUCAACCUUGCUGAGAGUUGCUUCGACUUCUCAGUAUUCAUGUAUAUUUUUCCAUUUCUCAGAAAUGAACUCUCGCACUAAAGUCCAAGUUUGAAACGAUAUGUAAUAUGCACGGCAAUCAUCUCAAAGUUACUUCUUCCUAUUUUAUCCCUACCUUGAUGUGGGAUGUCAACGUUCAGACACGUACACGCACCGCGAUUUUUGCAUGCGUCUAACGGUCGACUUCAACCCUCCGUCUGUCACAAACAGUAGCGAUCGAGCUUGCAACGUGUAAGCACGCGAAACAUUAUCGGUACGGAAAAUACCUUUGUCGACAAAGCUUGCAACAAAGCAUUCUUUUAUAUAAUAAUAUAAUAAUUAUAAUUAAUAUUUAUUUUUUUAACGUCAUCAUAACAUCAAAGUAUUUAAUAUCCAUAUGCUUAAAUCCCUUUUCUUGCAAAAUUACCCUUCACUCAUGAUCGAGAAGCGCAUUUUGGCAGCCAAUAACCCGAACGAAAAGUACGAACAGGAUGUGCAGUACGCUACCAAGCAAACUAGCGUUCUACUGCGAAUAAUCGGCAUUUGAUCUAUGCACGAGGGCCAUCUGACCACUCCUGAAAUGAUCUGUAAGACUCUUCUGAUUGUCAUCUGCUGCAUCAUGAUCUGUUUCAACAUAGUACUCUAUACAUUCUACUGCAUCUUCAACACAGAGAACGAUCCGCGCGCAAAACUGAAAUUAACCGCACCCAUAAUCUACUGCAUGACCGCAUUCGCCAAAUACGUGACCUUCAUUAUACAUGAGGGCGAUAUCAAGACUUGUCUGAAACAUGUGACGAACGAUUGGAAAUUUCUGGCGAAUGUGCCGAACGCGAGGGACGCCAUGAUAGUCAACGCAAAGACAGCGAGGAAACUGUUCACCGUAUGCUGCACCAUUCUGUACUUCACCAGUCUCCUUUAUCAUCUGACGCCAUUGAUCGAAGGGAACAUCGACAUUGACGAGAAUGCUACGAUCAAGCUGCUAAUCAAUUCGAGUCAGCUCAGCAUUUUGGACCAGCGACGCAAUCACGCUUUCGAAAUUGUGUUUUUGCUGCAGUUCUUCGGCGGUUUCAUCAUAUGUACCUUAACAAUCGCGUUAUACGGACUCAAUGCGUUGCUCGUGAUGCAUACGUGUGCGCAGAUGACGAUUCUGAUGACACUGAUAAAAAUGCUUAGUGGCGAGGAGGCGUGUAAAGGAAGAAACGUGGACGAGCGACUGGCGAUCGUGGUGGAACAUCAGACGCGGACGCGCAGUUUUCUAUCUCUGGUAGAAAAAACGUUGCAGCAUGGCAGCUUAUUUGAUGUCCUUGGUUGCACGAUGCUGAUAUGUUUAGUUGGAUAUUGUAUUCUGAUUGUAAGCAGUUUCAUUAAACGAUGUUAUAAAAUUUUAUUGCCACAGGCAGACCAAGUGGCUUGGACAACAAAUAUGUUGGAAUGGUAUCGUCUUCCAACGAAUAAAACACGUAACAUCGUGUUAAUAAUAAUUACAUCGCAUAUUCCAUUAAAGAUUACAGCGGGAAAACUUGUUGUUUUAUCUUUCAGAACGUUUGGCAAUGUAAGAUACAUGAAGUGAAACACAACUGAUUUCAAGCUUUAUAAUAUUGUUUCUAUUAGAGAAACCAGAUGUAAUAAUACCUAACUGAAAUUAUAGGUGGUCAAAUCAGCCGUUGCAUAUCUCAACAUACUUCGCACCGUCGUCGAGUGACAUUAUUAAGACAGGAACACAGUUAUUAAUUAUUCAGGUAUUAUAUUUCUAUAGAUUAAAAUAAAUAUAACUGAAUACAUAAUGUAUUAUACAUAUAUAGUGCCGAAUGAAUUAUACAAAAAGUGUUCUGUGUAAAAUGAUUAAUCAUAAAUAGUACCUGUACUUA